Molecule: messenger RNA, 4817 nt
Organism: Jaculus jaculus (lesser Egyptian jerboa)
Lineage: Eukaryota; Metazoa; Chordata; Mammalia; Rodentia; Dipodidae
Gene: Dlgap4
Product: DLG associated protein 4
Exons: 12
Coding region: 210-3194 (994 amino acids)
Biological process (GO): signaling
Cellular component (GO): postsynaptic specialization; glutamatergic synapse
Molecular function (GO): molecular adaptor activity
Source: RefSeq, a predicted model, not a curated record
UUCUUGCCAGUGCCUCUGAUGGAGUGCCGGAGGGAUGUGUGUGUCAGUCCUCAGUCCCGCACCUGCUCCUGAGGUGCCACCUGCUGCGUCCUGGCUGGCUCCCGUUGGCCCUGUCCAUAUCCUAGCUCCCAGGUUGGACAGCUGCUGCCCGGGACAGGUGACCUGGGCGCCCUGCUAGGGCAACAGCUCCUGCCCCACGGGCCGGGAUCAUGAAAGGCCUUGGUGACAGUCGCCCCCGCCACCUCUCCGACAGCCUGGACCCACCACACGAGCCCCUGUUUGCAGGGCCUGACCGGAACCCCUACCUGCUGUCGCCCACGGAGGCCUUUGCCCGGGAGGCCCGCUUUCCUGGGCAGAACACACUGCCGGGGGAUGGGCUCUUUCCACUCAACAACCAGCUGCCCCCGCCGAGCAGCACGUUCCCCCGCAUCCAUUACAACUCCCACUUCGAGGUGCCCGAGGAGAGUCCCUUUCCCAGCCAUGCCCAAGCCACCAAGAUCAACCGGCUGCCCGCCAACCUCUUGGACCAGUUUGAGAAGCAGCUGCCAAUCCACCGGGAUGGCUUCAGCACCCUCCAGUUCCCCCGGGGCGAGGCCAAGGCCCGGGGCGAGAGCCCUGGCCGCAUCCGCCAUCUGGUCCAUUCUGUCCAGAGGCUCUUCUUCACUAAGGCCCCCUCACUGGAGGCCACCACCGCAGGCAAGGUCGGUGGCAAUGGCAACAAGAAAGGUGGCCUGGAGGACGGCAAGGGCCGGAGGGCCAAAAGCAAGGAUCGGGCCAAGGCUGGCGAGCCCAAACGGCGCAGCCGCUCCAAUAUCUCAGGCUGGUGGAGUUCUGACGACAAUUUGGAUGGCGAGGGCGGUGCCUUCCGCAGCACGGGCCCGGCCUCUGGGCUGAUGACGCUGGGACGCCAGCAGGAGCGCAGCCAGCCCCGCUACUUCAUGCACGCCUAUAACACCAUCAGCGGGCACAUGCUCAAAGCCACCAAGAACACCACCACUGAGCUGACUGCCCCACCGCCCCCUCCUGCGCCCCCUGCCACCUGCCCCAGCCUGGGAGUGGGCACUGACACCAACUAUGUCAAACGCGGCUCCUGGUCCACGCUGACCCUCAGCCAUGCCCACGAGGUCUGCCAGAAAACCUCAGCCACCUUGGAUAAGAGCCUGCUGACAUCCAAGUCCUGUCACCAGGGUCUGGCCUACCACUACCUGCAGGUGCCUGGAGGCGGUGGAGAGUGGAGUACGGCGUUGCUGUCUCCCCGCGAAGCUGAUGCCACGGCGGAGGGCCCCAUCCCUUGCCGGCGCAUGCGCAGUGGCAGCUACAUCAAGGCCAUGGGUGACGAGGACAGCGACGAAUCCGGAGGUGGCAGCCCCAAGCCCUCGCCCAAGACCGCUGCACGGCGCCAGAGCUACCUGAGGGCCACGCAGCAGUCCCUGGGAGAGCAGAGCAACCCCCGCAGGAGUCUGGACCGUCUGGAUUCGGUGGACAUGCUGCUGCCUUCCAAGUGUCCCAGCUGGGAGGAGGACUACAACCCCAUCAGCGACAGCCUCAAUGACUCCAGCUGCAUCAGCCAGGUUUUUGGACAGGCCUCCUUGAUUCCUCAGUUGUUUGGCCAUGACCAGCAGGUUCGGGAGGCAGAUCUGAGUGACCAGUACGAGGCAGCCUGUGAGUCGGCCUGCAGCGAAGCCGAGUCCACGGCGGCGGAGGCGCUUGACUUGCCCCUGCCCAGCUACUUCCGCUCCCGCAGCCAUAGCUACCUGCGCGCCAUCCAGGCAGGCUGUUCGCAAGAGGAGGACAGUGUCUCCCUGCAGUCCCUCUCCCCGCCGCCCAGCACUGGCAGCCUCAGCAACAGCCGCACACUUCCAAGCUCAUCAUGUCUAGUGGCAUAUAAGAAGACCCCACCACCAGUCCCUCCACGCACCACGUCAAAGCCGUUCAUCUCCGUCACGGUCCAGAGCAGUACUGAGUCCGCCCAGGACACCUACCUGGACAGCCAAGACCACAAGAGUGAGGUGACGAGCCAGUCGGGCCUGAGCAACUCCUCAGACAGCCUGGACAGCAGUACCCGACCGCCCAGCGUGACACGGGGCAGCGUUGUCCCAGCCCAGGAAGCCCCAGAGCCACCCCCAAAACAUGCAGCACUGAAGAGUGAACAAGGGACGCUGACCAGCUCUGAAUCUCAUCCUGAAGCCAUCCCCAAAAGAAAACUGUCAUCAAUAGGAAUACAAGUUGACUGCAUUCAGCCAGUGCCAAAAGAGGAGCCCAGUCCCGCUACCAAAUUCCAGUCCAUCGGGGUUCAGGUAGAGGACGACUGGCGAAGCAGCGCCCCCUCUCACAGCAUGUCCUCCCGACGGGACACUGACUCCGAUACCCAAGAUGCCAAUGAUUCAAGCUGUAAGUCAUCUGAAAGGAGCCUUCCAGACUGUACCCCACACCCCAACUCCAUCAGCAUUGAUGCCGGCCCCCGGCAGGCCCCCAAGAUUGCCCAGAUCAAGCGCAACCUCUCCUAUGGAGAUAACAGCGACCCUGCCCUCGAGGCGUCCUCGCUGCCCCCACCUGACCCCUGGCUCGAGACCUCCUCCAGCUCCCCAGCAGAGCCAGUGCAGCCUGGGGCCUGCCGCAGAGAUGGCUACUGGUUCCUGAAGCUACUUCAGGCCGAAACAGAGCGGCUGGAAGGCUGGUGCUGCCAGAUGGACAAGGAGACCAAAGAGAACAACCUCUCUGAAGAAGUCUUAGGGAAAGUUCUCAGUGCUGUGGGCAGUGCCCAGCUCCUGAUGUCCCAAAAAUUCCAGCAGUUCCGGGGCCUCUGUGAGCAGAACUUGAACCCUGACGCCAACCCCCGUCCAACAGCCCAGGACCUAGCCGGGUUCUGGGACCUGCUGCAGCUGUCCAUCGAGGACAUCAGCAUGAAGUUUGAUGAGCUCUACCACCUCAAGGCCAACAGCUGGCAGCUGGUGGAGACCCCCGAGAAGAGGAAGGAAGAGAAGAAACCACCCCCUCCGGUCCCGAAGAAGCCAGCCAAAUCCAAGGCGGCGGUGAGCCGCGACAAGGCCUCAGACGCGGGGGACAAGCAGCGUCAGGAGGCCAGAAAGAGACUCCUGGCAGCCAAGCGGGCAGCGUCUGUGCGGCAGAACUCAGCCACAGAGAGCGCAGACAGCAUCGAGAUCUACGUUCCUGAGGCCCAGACCCGGCUCUGAGGCCAUCAAGGAGGAAGCAAGAUAUUUUAAAUCAUUAAAAACCACAAAUGAAAAGAAAAAAAAAAAAAACUUAAUGCGAAUGGAACGACAUUCUCUCAACCUUUAGUAUGGUUCUCUCUAGAGACCCUGAGCCAACUUUCAAAUUGACGCAUUCAAGGGCUCACAAUUUGGCUUUUUUUGGGUCCCUCCAAGCUUUAGGUUAUGAAGACUUCUCACACACACACACAAACACACAAAAAAAAAAGUCAACAGAAACCACAAAGCUAGAACCUUUUUUUCCCUUGGGCUGGCCGUGGCGGACAGACAGCUGGACUUCGGCAGCCCUCGGCCCAGCUCCAGAUGCAGUCUUUUUACUUGUUCUGUCUGAUGAGAACUUAAACUAGCUUGUUUACAAGACGACGACAGUCCAAGGGCAGCCUUGGGCUCCUGCCAUGUCCCUCCUUUCCCGGCUACCCACUCUGACCUUGGAGUUUCAUUCUCAUGUUUUUCUUUUCCCUCCAGAGCUCACACAGGGGUCACCAUCAUGGCCAGAGGCUUUCUGGUUCACAGCCCUUUCGGGUUGAGGGCUCAGAGAACAGAGAGAUGGACAUAUGCAUCCUUCCCUCCCCUAACCCUCCCCACCAAGUGCUCACACAGGGUCACCCGCGCACACAGGUGAGGCGCCCUCCCUCCAUUGCCAGCCUAGGCAGUGUGAGGCCAGGCUCGCCUCGGAGCAGAUGAGGAAGGUGCUGGUCCUUGGGGGAAGUGAGAAGAAGCUAUGGUUACCAAGCUGCAGACUCCAGCCCUUUUCUUCUCGCCAGCCCCUUCUUCCUUCUCAAAAGAAAAUUUAGGACUCAGAGUGGCUUCCAAGGGGUUGUCUGUCCUCAGCCGCACCUUGGUCCAGUGCCCAGGGGCAGGUGGCGGUGUCUGUACGUAUGUGUACAUAUGCACAUAGACCUUAGAGUGUAUAUUUAACAAACGCCCAUCUGCUCACCCAUGCCCACCAGUGCCAGUGCCACCAGCUCGCGGGGCACCUGGCAGGAGGCGGGUGUGUGAAUAGCAUAUAUUUUUACAUGUACUAUAUCUAGGUGUGUGUAUAAGUGUGUGUAAAAAUAUAUACCUUGUGUGUAAGCAGCCCCCUCCCCCCCCCCCCGUUUUUUCUUUUUUGUUGCCCUCCCAUCCCCUUCGGCCCAGCCUCUUGAGUUUUAAAAUUCUGUUGUAAUUUUUAUCCAAUUUUCCUCUCUCUCCUAACCCCCUACUUCCAAUCCCAGGGUGUCCUGAGCCCUGAGCUGCAAAGGCCCGGGUCUGUAGAGCGAGGUGGGGAGGGUAAGAAAGGGGCAGGCCACCUGGCAGGGGCAGGACCCAGCAGACAGUUCAUCAUACCAGGGGCUGUUCGAUACUGUGCAUACGACUUUAGGGCAUUGGGGACAUCCUCUUGUCUGGCGCAUGCUGCAGGGGUCCCCCCCCUCCUGGUGAAGCAAAGGCCUGCUGUGGGGCUCCAUUUCAGCUUGGCUGCCCCGUCUGUGACCUUGGGCAAGUCACUUGACCUCUGUGUGCCUCAACUUCCUCCUCUGUAAAAUGGGGACAGUCCCUGCCCCUCCCUACCUCACAGGCAUGUUGUGAGAAUAAAUGAGGUAACGUGUA